CGCAAUGUUCUCUGUCACCACCGGAAAUGUGGCCAGCAGAUUACGGAGAUAUAGCUAUUAAAAGAGGAUUCGAGGAGUAUGACUUCAUUAUUGUGGGUGCCGGUUCGGCUGGUUGUGUCCUUGCAAAUCGUCUAAGCGAGAAUCCGAAUUGGAAGAUUUUGCUCCUAGAAGCAGGAGGAGAUCCCCCAAUUGAAUCAGCCAUACCUAGGCUGUUCUUCUCUCUGCAAAGAGCACCAUAUGAUUGGCAGUAUUAUGUUGAACCAUCGGCAAACUACAGUCUUUAUUUUGCAAAUGGUGACUUUUGGCCUAGAGGCAAAAUGUUAGGAGGAACAAGUUCAAUCAAUGCAAUGCUUUAUGUUAGAGGAAACGAUGAUGAUUAUAAUAAUUGGGAGAGACUGGGUAAUCCAACUUGGGGUUGGGACAAUGUUUUACAAUAUUUUAAGAAGUCGGAAGGUAAUCGAAAUCCUGAAAUUGCUGAUGCAUUUGGAGGAUAUUACCAUUCAAAGGAUGGACCUAUGUCAGUAGAAUUAUACAAUUCAGACGAACCUAUCAAUCAAUUAAUUGUUAAUGCAGCUGAAGAAUUGGGUUUCAAAUUUGUAUUGGAUAUCAAUGCGAAGAAAAAUAUUGGAUUUACAUUUUCUCAGGGAACUCUCAAGUCUGGCGUUAGAGAAAGUGCCGCUACCGCAUUUCUAGUUCCUGCUAUGAAUCGACCUAAUUUGCAUGUCGUUAAAUAUGCUCACGUUUUGGAUCUUGUGAUCGACAGUAAUGGAGUAGUUUCCGGAGUUAGGAUGAACUUGCGAGGAGAACAAGAAAUAAAGGCAUAUGCAACAAAAGAAGUGAUUCUAAGUGCGGGAGUAAUAAAUUCUCCACAAAUUCUAAUGUUAUCUGGAAUUGGACCAGCUGCCCACCUUCAAGACAUGGAAAUACAAGUCAUUAAGAAUCUCCAAGUUGGAAAGAAUCUGCAAGAUCAUCCAACGGUACCAAUUGUUUUUAUGUCAAAAGGCGAGCCUGUAAAUCCUAGUGAUUUACUACGAGCAUUUUUCCAAUACUUGACAACACAUACUGGGUAUUUCUCUAAUAUCGGAGCACUACAGACAUUGGGUUAUGUCAAUGUUCAUGAUCCUUUUGCAAAGUAUCCUGACUUUCAAUACUAUCACAUAGCAUUUCAGAGAGGUCAAGUGGAUGAUAUUAUGGAACUUUUUAGAACUGUUGGAUAUAUUGAAGCUUUGGUUGAGGCUGCCGGAACUGCAGUCCAGAAUUCUAAUAUUCUUAUUAUACCAAUCGCAUACUUAACAGAGAAGUCAAGAGGAGAAGUAUUGCUCAGAAGUGCUGAACCAACUGAAAAACCACGAAUUAUCGCCAAUUAUUUAUCAGAAUAUUCCGAUAUAGUGGCAUUUAUAAAGGCAAUUCGGUUAUACCUGCAAUUCUUGAAUACUCAAAGUUUUAGAUCAGUGGAAUUUGAAUUAAUGGUAAUUCCGAUUCCUGAAUGUGAUAUGCUAGUCUUCAAUAGUGAUGAAUACUGGGCUUGCUACUGCCGAUACAUGAUUACAACUAUCUAUCACCCCGUUGGAACUUGCAAAAUGGCUCCUGACUAUGACCCGGAUGCUGUUGUUGACUAUAGACUGAGAAUUAAGGGCAUCAAAGGAUUGAGGGUCAUCGAUGCUAGCAUUAUGCCAGUUGUUCCAAGAGGAAACACGAACGCACCAACAAUCAUGAUUGCAGAGAAAGGAGCCGACAUGGUUAAAGAAGAUUACGGUUAUGUUGCGUAAAAUGAAAUGUCUAUUCAGCAUUUGAAUUAAUCAUUUUGAAUAUGUAUGAUUUUGUCUAACAUUGCCUACAAAUUCUGAUAAAGAAUAGAAUUUCUGGAUUACUUGUAUGAAAAUCAUUAAACGACUCUUCAAGUUUUUAAAAUAUUUGUAGAAAAUAUUAUAUUUAGCCUUAAGUGGAAAGAUAUCAUUGCGUUGGAAAAUUCAUAUUAUUGGCACCGCUAUUAUUUUUAGAAGUGUGAGACAGGAUGUUUAAGAUCUGUAGCAGUCAAAAUCCCGAAUGUUCAAAAUACUGAAGGGGAUGAAAUUAUGUAGAGGAAAGUAUUUAGAAUAAUUUCCCAAGACACAGAAGAUUUCCAUUUGCCUGUUUGACUUUUAAGAAUUCGGGAUUUUGGCCCAUUCGGGAUUUUGGCUUUCGGGAUUUUGACAGGGACCCGUUUAAGAUAACAAAUAGAACAUAGUUUUGGAAUCAUAACAAAAGGAAACGAAAGAAAUAUAUAAAAGUUAGAUAUCGCA
Phlebotomus papatasi is the source of this 2282-nucleotide messenger RNA. RefSeq names its product glucose dehydrogenase [FAD, quinone]-like. Bases 27 to 1769 code for a protein of 580 amino acids. Gene Ontology annotation, molecular function: ecdysone oxidase activity; flavin adenine dinucleotide binding. The transcript is spliced from 3 exons. NCBI's taxonomy places the organism in Eukaryota, Metazoa, Arthropoda, Insecta, Diptera, Psychodidae. The record is from RefSeq and is a predicted model, not a curated record.